This is a messenger RNA of Aspergillus tanneri, 2640 nucleotides long. RefSeq lists its product as uncharacterized. Gene Ontology annotation, molecular function: ATP binding; ATP hydrolysis activity; ABC-type transporter activity. Gene Ontology annotation, biological process: transmembrane transport. Bases 1 to 2640 code for a protein of 879 amino acids. The transcript has 6 exons. The record is from RefSeq and is a predicted model, not a curated record. Lineage: Eukaryota; Fungi; Ascomycota; Eurotiomycetes; Eurotiales; Aspergillaceae. Gene Ontology annotation, cellular component: membrane.
AUGUUUGCUGGGAGUGCAGUUGCUUUCGUCCGUGCCGCGAUCAGUAUCACUGAGCACCUCGUUCUGGAAGCAUGGCUGCUAUUUGCUACCUGGGUAGUUUUGUUGGCUCAGUAUGUGAUGAUUGCUGUGGAACCACUGCAUACACCUCAAUGCUCCGCUGCGGAGAAUGCCCUGAUGAGGGCCCGUAAUACGAAGAUAGGCGUUAUGACGGAGGUCCUGCAGGGUAUUCGACAGGUGAAGUUUGCAGGACUUGAGAGAAAAUGGGAGGCGAAGAUCAAUCAAUUGCGCAAUAAUGAGCUGCAAGCGCAACAGACAUCGUUUAACUGGCAAGUCAUAUACGUGACUCUCCAUCUUCUAGGUCCGCGUUGUGGACGGUGGGUUCUUGAUAAUAUGAUGGUCUACGUGGCCCAGACCCCCUGGAUUGAAGCCGGAACUGUACGUGAUAAUAUCCUCUAUGGACUGCCGUUUGAGCCAAAGAGAUAUUGGGAUGUUAUGAGAGCUUGUGCAUUGGUCCACGAUAUCGAUGACUUUGAAGAGCGUGAUAUGACUGAUAUCGGACCCGGCGGCAUCAAUCUCAGUGGCGGGCAAAGGACACGUAUAAGCCUUGCACGUACUAUCUAUUCCCGAGCUGGUAUUCUUCUUCUUGAUGAUAUCUUCAGUGCUGUGGAUGUCCACACGGCUCAGCAUCUGUUUGAUCAUGCUUUGACAGGCGAAUUGGCUAAGGGACGGACUAGAAUCUUGGUUACGCACCAUGUUGGCCUAUGUAUCGCAAAGGCUGACUACAUGAUACGGUUGGAUAAUGGGAGAGAUGAAGAUGUUAGCAUUACGAGAGAUGAGGGUCAUGCUCAACACUCUCAAACACAGGAACAAGGAACAAGGAACAUGAAAACCGCCGGGCUAUAUUUUCGCAAACAUAUUGCUCAUCCUCCAUAUGAUACAGCUCUUCAACACAAUGGCCAAAGUCAGGUCAUAACCAAGCCUACAAAUUCGGAAAGAUACAGGAAAUUUGUGCCAGAUGAGACUCGCGAGCAAGGCGCAUCAAUGUUCUGGUGGGUAAGCAUCUGGACCAAAAACGACUCUGACGUGUGGUUUUAUCUAAGAAACUAUUUUGGACUUGCAAUCGCAGCGUGUCUACUGGGAACUUUGCGAACUUAUGUUGCUCUUGCGAUAUCUCUUCGCUCAUCUAAAAGCCUUUUUCGCCAGCUCCUUUACGUUUUGCUACGAACACCAUUACAAUGGGCCGAUGCAGUUCCAAUAGGAUGUCUUCUCAAUAGGUUCACGGCUGAUUUCUACCUAAUGGAUUCUCGGCUGGGGUUCGACUUUAUGGGGUUUCUCAGUGCCGGCAUGGACUGCAUAUGUGUCAUUAUGGGCGCCGUACUAGUUCGCCCGAUAUUGAUCCCGUUUGCCAUGUUGUUAAUAUAUGCAACCUUCUGGUACACUCGUCUGUACCUUUCAGCAGCUCGCGAAGUAAAGCGCCUCGAGUGUAUUGCCAGAAGCCCAAUAUAUCAACAAUUCAGCUCAGCUUUUCAGGGGAUAGUGACGAUCCGAGCGUAUCGCCGUACAUAUUAUUAUAUGGCCGUUCAUACCAAGAUCGAUCGGCACGCACAGGCUGUAUGGCAUCUUUGUCUAUUUAAUCAGUGGUUCACAUUUUGGGUCAAUGCUUUAGGUGCUUUAUUUUCCACCGCGACAGCAUUCGCUGUUAUAUGGAGAAAUAACAUUACCGGCUCCAUAGCUGGUUUUGCAAUGGUGUUCACGAACCAUUUAUGUUUCGCCCUGAUUUCUCUGAGCCGGACCUACGCAACCCUGGAGAUGGAUAUGAAUGGCAUCGAACGGAUACUGGAGUAUUCGAACCUCCCCAUGGAAGGUGGCAUGGGAGAUACCGCCCCUCUAUCAUGGCCUACGGACGGCCGGAUUGUCGUCAAAGAUCUCACAGUAGGGUACAGUCAAGACCUGCCACCAGUGUUGUGCAAUGUCAGCUUUCAUGUAGAGCCGCGGCAACGCAUCGGGAUUGUUGGCCGCACAGGUGCAGGGAAGUCGUCGCUAGCACUGACGUUAUUUCGGUUCCUAGAGGCAUCUGGAAUGUUUACGCAGUCGAUUAGCAAUUAUACCUCAAAACCCAGUCCUGUUUUCAGGAACGUGCGCUCCAAUCUUGACCCAUUCGGUGAGCUCGGCGAAGACGUGUUGUUGCAUUCCUUAGAGCAGGUCCAUUGGUCUGCUAAAGGGGUAACAUCUUUGAGCAUGUUACAUACUGCAGUGUCCAAUGGAGGGUCCAAUCUAUCCCAUGGACAGCGACAGUUGCUGUGUCUUGAUCGAGCAUUACUUUCGAAACCGGCCGUUUUGAUUCUUGACGAAGCCACGUCCGCUGUUGACAAAGAAACAGACGAGCUCAUCCAACAAUCGAUUCGGUCUUGUUGCAACGAUACUACAUUGCUUGUUAUCGCGCAUCGUAUUCAAACUAUAGUCGACUUUGAUCGAAUUUUGGUUCUUGACAAUGGAAAGGUGGUGGAAUUCGGGCCUCCCGCAGAGUUAAUAAAAAGGGACAAUGGGUUCUUUCGACACAUGGUGGAAAAUGACGUAUGCCAGAAGCAUCUUGAAAAAGAUAUCCAUGAGCGCUCUGUAGCAUAUGAAAUGACUAGUUAA